This is a messenger RNA of Dovyalis caffra, 807 nucleotides long. The record is from the annotation of a GenBank genome assembly. NCBI's taxonomy places the organism in Eukaryota, Viridiplantae, Streptophyta, Magnoliopsida, Malpighiales, Salicaceae.
AUGCAUACCCUGACAACGUCGCUGCUUCUUCUUUGCUUGUCUACUUUUGCUUUUGCUUGUUUAGGGCAUCCAUUACUUCAAAUGUAUCUGUCUCCAUCUUGGCAACCAAGGUGGCCAUUAUCUGUGAAAGACAUUUUUGUGGGACAUGGAAUGUCAGUUGCAAUAAGAGUGUCAUUUGCCCAAUCACGUCCAUCUCAAAGUCAUGUGGUUCAGCCUUCUUUGGGCCCUUCCCUCUCACCUGCACCUUCUCCAGUACAUCGAGCUUCUCUCCCUGUUCCUAGCAGCAAACCCUUACCAAGACGUCAUGGUGGUCGUCAUCAUCACCAUGUGAUUCCUGUUGUGACUGCUCCAUCCCCUUCAGAAGAGCAAAGCUGUGACCAAAUAUGCACUGAACCGCUCACUGCAACUCCCUUUGGUUCACCUUGUGGCUGCGUUUUUCCUAUGAAAGUCAGACUUCUUCUAGAUGUGGCUCCAUAUGCAGUUUUUCCUGUAAUGAGAGAGCUAGAGAGUGAGGUUGCAGCAGGCACUUAUCUUGAAGAAAGUCAAGUAAAAAUAAUGGGUGCAAGUGCUGAUAGUCAAAAUCAAGGGAAAACUGUGGUGGAUAUCAACUUGGUUCCACUUGGAGAGAAGUUUGAUAAUACUACUGCAAUACUUACAUAUGAUAGAUUUUGGAAGAGGAAAGUUCCCUUAAAUGUCACUAUUUUUGGUAAUUAUGAAGCAAUAUACAUUAGUUAUCCAGGUAAUAAUCUUGAACCUCUUGUAAAUCUUGUUGGCUUUACUUAUGUUACUAUAAUGGUUGUGACCUAA